AAUGGUGACGGAGUAAAGGUCAUCUUUUUCUCCAGAAGCCAAAGAAACUAAAAAUUCCACCUUGCCGAACAUCCUGUCUUCUCCACAGCAUGCACUGCCUACCAGCCUCUAUGAAAUUAUGGACGGCUUCGCUUUUGUGUACAACUCUCCAUUGAAUUCCAGGGCCGCUGCGUCAUCGCUUCUAAGCCUCUAAAUUGGAGGGCUACAUCCGCGAUCCUCAGAUACCGCCGGCCGGAGGAUUCUCCGGCGUUUCGUAUAUCUCUCCUCCUCUGGUACGGCCGGCGGUCCUUUCUUGCCGUGUAAUUCUGCGGUAUAACCAAGCCAUCAUGUAAAGCCGAUUAAGGUUUUCCAACGGGUUGAACGGAGCCAUCAACUGAAAAAUCUAUAUAUACUGAAGCGUUGCAGCAAGUGAUAAGUGACCCCCCCCCCCCCCCCCCCCCCAUACCAUAUGCUUUGAAGAGUGAAAUUCAAACUGCGUGGGAAUGGGAUGGGUUCCAUGCAAAACCGUUCUGCUGAGAGCAGACAUGGAAUUUCCAGUACUUUUGGGCAUGAAAAAUGUGAAUCCUACUUGAUUUUUCGCGGUGAAGUUUCCCUUGGGGGUGGAUUCCGGACAUUCUUGUAUUUUCUUGGUCUUGCUUAUUGUUUCAUAGGAUUGUCAGCUAUAACUGCUCGAUUCUUCCGGUCUAUGGAAACUGUUGUUAAGCAUAGUCGGACUGUUGUGGAGACAAAUCCUUCAACGAACGAGAAAACUGUUAGACACGAAAAAGUGUGGAAUUACACAAUUGCAGAUAUUACUCUGCUGGCCUUUGGAACUAGCUUCCCGCAAAUCUCUUUGGCUACCAUUGAUGCCAUCAGAAACAUCGGGAAACUGUAUGCUGGAGGUUUGGGUCCUGGAACGCUGGUUGGUUCUGCUGCAUUUGACCUAUUUCCUAUCCAUGCUGUUUGUGUUGUGGUCCCAAGAGCUGGAGAAUUGAAGAAGAUAUCAGAUUUAGGAGUUUGGCUAGUAGAGCUGAUUUGGUCCUUUUGGGCUUAUAUAUGGCUAUAUAUAAUACUAGAGGUAUGGACUCCAAAUAUUGUUACCCUGUGGGAAGCCUCAUUGACGGUGCUCCAGUUUGGGUUAUUGCUGAUGCACGCUUAUGCUCAGGAUAAGCGCUGGCCCUACUUGUCUCUUCCAUUUGCAAGAACUGAGAGGCCAGAGGAGUGGGUGCCAGAAAAGGCUGCUUCAAGUGACCAGGAUAACAAUGUCCAUGUUGAGUACUCUGAAACAUUUGAAAUUAAUGAAGAUGAAAGGGGAAGGAUUAUUGAUAAUUUUUCCAUUCAUUCAGCAAGAGAGGCAGAUCCUGCAUAUCAGAAUGUGCCACAAAGGGGUCGAGCUGAAUGUUCAAAUGAACGAUCUAGUACAAAGACUUGUCUUGGAGAAUCACAUGUGCUCUCAAUUUGGAAGCAGCAAUUUGUGGACGCAUUCAUGUUUACAGAAUGGACAAAAUUGAACAAUACCUGCCGCUGGCUUGCUAGAAUUUCCUGGCAGGCACUCCUUGUGCCAUGGAGACUUUUGUUUGCUCUGGUACCUCCUUACCAAAUUGCUCAUGGGUGGAUUGCUUUCCUUUGCUCUCUGUGUUUCAUCAGUGGAGUAGCAUACAUUGUCACUCAGUUCACAGAUCUAAUAAGCUGUGUCACAGGAAUAAAUCAAUAUGUCAUAGCAUUUACUGCGUUGGCAGCCGGAACCUCUUGGCCGGAUUUAGUGGCAAGCAAGAUUGCUGCUGAACGGCAGACAACAGCAGAUUCUGCGAUAGCAAAUAUCGCUUGCAGCAACUCAGUGAACAUUUAUAUUGGCAUUGGCGUCCCAUGGCUGAUCGACACAUUAUAUAACUUCAUUGCGCUAGGGGAACCUCUGAGGAUCAAGAAUGCCAAGGGACUCAGCUUCUCAUUGCUAAUCUUCUUCUGCACUUCUGCAGGCUGCAUUGCUGUUCUGGUAUUCCGGCGCUUAACAUUAGGGGCUGAGCUGGGAGGGCCGAGGCUGUGGGCUUGGCUUACUUCUGCCUACUUAAUGGUGCUUUGGAUUAUCUUUGUUGUGUUGUCAUCUCUUAGAGUUUCAGGUAUCUUAUGAGUUCUUUCUUUUUCUUGCUUUAGUUACUGAUUUCACUUAGCCCCUUCACAAAUGAUGAUUGUGUACUCUUCAUCUGGGGAAAAUUUGACUCUCAAAUUAGAUUAUCAUGAAUUGUAAGGAUUUUCCUCCACGAAGAGAACAGAAUCUGAACAAUUGUCAAGUAAAUUUUGGCAUGUCUUUUUGGGAUUUUAA
This is a messenger RNA of Diospyros lotus (date-plum), 2299 nucleotides long. RefSeq names its product magnesium/proton exchanger-like. Gene Ontology annotation, biological process: metal ion transport; transmembrane transport. The coding region runs from base 488 to 2107 and encodes 539 amino acids. The transcript is spliced from 9 exons. Gene Ontology annotation, cellular component: membrane. The record is from RefSeq and is a predicted model, not a curated record. Lineage: Eukaryota; Viridiplantae; Streptophyta; Magnoliopsida; Ericales; Ebenaceae.